AUGGGAAAAUCACACAGUAAAGUGCAAACAAAAAACAAAGUAAACAAAAAGUUGAUGCCAGAGGAAGCACAAGCCCUCGAGCAGGUCACCUAUUGUAAGUUUCAGUCUUGACAAUACGUUCACUUUUGAAUAUCGUUUCUAGUCACCCGAAAAGAACUCCAAAAAUGGUACAAAGACUUUGUACGUGAUUGUCCAACUGGUGAACUGUGUAUGGAAGAGUUUCAAGGAAUCUAUAAACAGUUCUUUCCCAAUGGCGACCCGUCUAAAUUUGCUGCUUUUGUCUUCAACGUAUUCGAUGAUAACCAUGUAAUUUUCAUAAUCAAAAUGAAGUGUUUACGUAUUUCCAGGACGGGCACAUUUCGUUUGGGGAGUUUAUUGCUGCUUUGUCAAUAACAUCGAGAGGAACUUUGGAUGAAAAAUUGGACUGUAAUAGAUCGAUCUGCGAAUUCACAAAAACGCUAAUUUUUGUCAGGGGCGUUUUCCUUAUACGACGUUGACAAAGAUGGCUUUAUAACAAAAGACGAAAUGGCGGACAUUGUUGAAGCAAUAUACAGGUAAUUAUUUUCAGUUUCCGCUACUUUUCCUGUUUUUAGCAUGAUUGGAAACAUGUUGGAGUUGCCCAAAGAUGAAGAUACUCCUCAAAAAAGAGUUGAGAAAAUUUUUACUAAUAUGGAUAAGGUGACUUUUUCAAAUUUUAAUGCGAGAGCUCUUUCGAGUGUACUUCCGUUUAUGAUUAAUUUGCAAACAUCAUUUCACUAAAACCGGGUUUCUCAUUAUAGAAUCUUGAUGGUCAGCUCACUCGAGAUGAGUUCAAAGAAGGAUCAAAAGCUGAUCCAUGGAUUGUCCAAGCAUUGACAAUGGAUAUUUCGAGUUAA
Messenger RNA from Caenorhabditis sp. 36 PRJEB53466, 875 nucleotides. The record is from the annotation of a GenBank genome assembly. Lineage: Eukaryota; Metazoa; Nematoda; Chromadorea; Rhabditida; Rhabditidae.